This is a messenger RNA of Blepharisma stoltei, 1964 nucleotides long. NCBI's taxonomy places the organism in Eukaryota, Ciliophora, Heterotrichea, Heterotrichida, Blepharismidae. The record is from the annotation of a GenBank genome assembly.
AUGAUAGAAUCUAGAAUCGAGGAAAGGAACAAUAACUACCAAAAACUACCUGAUUAUUCAACAGUUCUUCAAAAGAGAGAAGAGGGAGCAAUACAGCUGCGAAAAAAGAAAAGAACGGAAAAUACACUUAAAAAAAGAGCGCUUUUGGCACCUGAAAUCAUUGAAGCAGACCCCAGCUUGCUUGAAAGGCCAAAGACUCCUCUAAACUUCAGAUACUCUUCAACGCUUAUUGAAUUGUGCCCAGCAUUAGGGACAUUUGAUAUUUCUCCUAAUGAUAAAAUCUCAAUCCUUUUUGAGCUAAUUAAAAAGCCACAAAAUCUUGAAAUUACAAGCGAAUUAGUAAAAUUGCUCACUCCCCCCCCCCUCCGUGAGUGAACAAAACCAUUAGAAAAAUCGCUGUUUUUUGCCCAAAAACCCACCCUCCGUGAGUGAACAAAAAUUUUUAUGGAAAAAAAUUUUGAUAUAUAAAUGAUAAUUAAUAUAAUGAAAUCUAGAGCUAAUUCUGUUUAAUUUUAAACAAAUUGCGUUUUAAAACAUAAAUUUUAUAAACUAAAUUAAUAUUUGCUUUCAAAUUUUGGCAAAUUAGGAUUUUUUAAAUUUCGAAAAAAAAAUUUUUUAGAAAAUUUAUAUAUAAAUUUUUUUACAAAAAAAAAAUUAACCCUCCUCCGUGAGUGAACAAAAUUUUUUUGUUCACUCACACGGAGGGGGGGGGAGUCAGGAAAAUCUUUUCAAGUGAGCAAAAUCCUCCUCUUGCUGAAGCUGUAACUUCAGGAGUUUCCAUAGUUUUAAUUGAAUUAUUGCGUACCGCUCCUUUAUAUAUCAAAUUAGAAGCUGCUUGAUGCAUUAUUAAUCUCACUUGCAGCCCUCCUGAUGUCGCUGAUUUAUUAAUACAGCAAGGCGCAGCACAAGCCUUGCUAGAAAAUUUAGACUCAGACUCCUUAGACUUAGUAGACUUAUGUGUCUGGGCAUUUGGAAACAUUGCAACAAACUCCGUAAAAGACAGAAAUAUGGUGAUAAAAAUGAAAAUAAUCGAUAAAUUGUUGCAAAUUUGUGAGAGAAAAAUGACAAAUACACUGAUAGAGGAUAUUUCAUGAGUAAUUUCUUGUUUAACAAUGCAUAAUCCUCCCACAGAUCCCAAUGAAUUUUAUAAAUUUCUUGAUUAUUUGCCUAUUUUUUUCGAAGCCAAUAAUAAUCGGGCAAUAGAAGAUUCAUGCAAAACUUUAGUGUUUUUAACUAAUCAAGGAUCAGAAUGAAUAGAUAAAGUAAUAAAAACUGGCCUGCUGCCUAAGAUAGCAGAGCUAUUAGUCAGUUCUGUUGCCAGUCUGCAAUUUUUGGCUUUAAAAAUCUUAGGAAAUGUCGCAACUGGAGAUGAGGAGCAGACUGAUCUUGCAAUUAAUUUAGGACUUGCAGAUCAAAUAGGGCAAGUUUUAAUGCCGACAGCAGUGUCUUCUGUAAAAAUGGAGUGCUUGUGGGCUAUUAGUAAUAUUUUGGCAGGAACAGCUGCACAGGUCACCUUGAUUAUAAAUAAGCCUUAUUUUCCUAAAAUUGUAAAUUUGAUGAUAGACUCAGAUUCAGCUAUGAGAAAAGAAGCAAUUUGGGCUAUUUCAAAUGCGACUUUCUGCAAAGAUCCAGAAACUAUACUUUCUUUACUUCAAUUCCCAGUAUUAGAAUAUUUCACAGAAGCUUUUGAACUAAAUGACAUAAAAAUUUACCACUCAGUAAUUUCUGCAAUUUACAAUAUCUUAAAAUCAGGUCAGCAAAGGCUAAAAAACGGAAAAAAUCUCGCAGCAGUUAAAUUUGAAGAGCUAGGAGGUGUCGAGAUUUUAGAAGAAAUUUUUAGGAAACAUGGGGAUGCAGCCAGCAAAAAAACACAGAGAAUUUUAGAAGAAUUUUAUGGGAUUAUUGAAGAAGACGAAGAAAUUCAAAUACUGACUGAGGUUCCUGCUACUUUUAUAUUUAGUUAA